AAAUCUAUAGGGAGAUAACAGAUAAUUGUUCGAGAUUGAUGUGUGUGGAAUACGUUUAAUCGAACAAUCGUGCCUACGAAAUUUGUUAUUGAAUCUCAAUUCGCACAGACACAAAAAUCUCUGAAAAAUCUUCAAGCUGUUGUUAUUCCUCUGUUCUAGGGUUUCCAAUUUUCCAUUUUUUUUCUUCUUAGUUCUUUUUUUUGUGGGGAUUGCACGACUUCUGUAACAGAUCUAUUAAUUCGAUCGAGAUUGUAGAUUCUGAUUAGAUUUUUCAUUAUCUCUUCUCAAUUUACCAGUAAUUUUGUGAGAAAAGUUGAAUCGAUCUCGACUGAAAUGAACGACCAAGGAUCAAUGAUGAACCAGCAGCAGCAGCUGAUGAAUAUGAAUCCGAGUCUGAUGAAUUCGAGCCAAAUGAAUCCGCAGCCUCUGAUGGCUCCGAUGAAUCGGAGCUACGGAAUGUGGGGACCGCAGCAGCAGUUUCAAAACCCUAAUUUGAGCUCCGACACCAUGAAACCUCCGCGUGUGGCCUUCAAUAAUUCGUUAGGUCCCAGGAACAAUUGGAAGGGCAAAAGGGUAAAUAAACCGAGGAUGGAGCAGCGCCAGCAGCAAGUAGUUGGCUCCGGUGGUAUCAGUGGCAGUGGCGGUGGUGCGAAUUUGAAUUUUAGGAACUACAACCCUCCAACAUUGAAUGAGCUGCAGCAUCAGAAUCGAUUGAGGGCAAGGAAAACUUUCCCUAAAAAGAAGUUUAACAAGAACAUGAAUAUAAAUAUGAAUGUAGGUGGUAAUGGUGAGAGGUCUGCCCCAUAUGCACCUAGGAAUACCACUUCCUUUCUGAUUAGAGCGAAGAAAAGCGGGGGGAUAGCGCCGGUGGUUUCUCCAUUUCCGGUGACCCCCUCUGUGUUGCCAACCCCAAUCUUGUCCCCUUCCACUGAGGUUUUGGGGAACAUGGCUAAGGAAGAGUGGGGGGUGGAUGGUUAUGGCUCGAUGAAGGGGUUGAUCAGGCUGAGAUCUCUCGGGCAUGAAGAUGGGGAGGAAGAUGAGGGGGGCUCAAGUGAGAGCGACGUGGAGGAGCAUGUUGAGGUUGAGAGGAGAUUGGAUCAUGAUUUGAGUAGGUUUGAGAUGAUCUACAAUCCGAAUAGUGGCAAUGCUGGUGGGAUGGAGUAUCACAAUAUAUUGGAAAAUCGGGUUGAUGAUCAGGAUACUCACAUUGCACAACUGGAGGAAGAGAACUUGAAUCUCAAGGAGAGGCUGUUCUUGAUGGAGGGGGAGUUGGGGGAUAUGAGGCGGAGGUUGUUAUUGCUAGAAAGGCGAGGAGGCCGAGUAGAUGAGGAAGUUGUUGAGAAUGAGUCUGGAAAUGAGGGAGAGAGCAAUACGCACUCAACGGGGGAGAAUGAUGAACAAGAUAGGUCUGAGCCUGAGGUUGGGGAAGGUGUCGAAGGUGACGUUGGUGGUGGAUUUGAAACUGUACAACAAACUAGAGAGGAAGAGAGUUCACAAAGUGGAGAUGAAAGGAUUAAGAUGAGUGAUGCGAGUAAUGUGAAUGAUUCUAUUGUAGAAGAUAAAUCUGCUGCAGAAGUUGAGGCAGUAGAAAGUGUUGAUGAUGAAUCUUGCAAACUCGUUGUUGAAGCUGAUACUCGUAUGUUAGAGUGAAAACAAGAGAAUCUUGGUUGUUAGUCUAUGCUUAUUUUCUUCUUUUUUUUCUUCCUCUGGCAUGGUUGACUGAGAGAAGCCAUGGAUGGAUGUAAUUAGGUUUUCAUUAGUGUUUGACUGUGUCAUGAAACUUUCACUGCUUAACCAUUCAGAAUAUGGUGCCAUGUUAUUUUGGCC
Molecule: messenger RNA, 1827 nt
Organism: Salvia hispanica
Lineage: Eukaryota; Viridiplantae; Streptophyta; Magnoliopsida; Lamiales; Lamiaceae
Source: RefSeq, a predicted model, not a curated record